Molecule: messenger RNA, 1505 nt
Organism: Cucumis melo (muskmelon)
Lineage: Eukaryota; Viridiplantae; Streptophyta; Magnoliopsida; Cucurbitales; Cucurbitaceae
Product: B3 domain-containing protein At2g36080
Exons: 3
Coding region: 88-978 (296 amino acids)
Molecular function (GO): DNA-binding transcription factor activity; DNA binding
Source: RefSeq, a predicted model, not a curated record
AAAUAAGUACUUUUGAGUAUGGAGUAUGGGUGUAGAUAAAAUCCUCACUCAUUUCUUCAGUGUCUUCUAAACAAAAAGAAAAAUAAAAUGUCCAUAAACAACUUCUCUCCUGACUUCCAUCAACCUCUUUUCUCUACUUCUCAACUCCCCAUCAUGCUCAACCCCAAAUCCUCCCUCUCCCUCGCCGUCACCGCCGACCAUCUCCCCAUGUUCGAGAAACCCUUAACCCCCAGCGACGUUGGCAAACUCAACCGUCUCGUCAUCCCCAAGCAAUACGCCGAAAAAUACUUUCCCCUCUCACCCUCCGCCGCGGUCGCCACCGCCGCCGCUGCCGCCGGUGACUCUGCCGAUAAGGGGUUGCUCCUUAGCUUUGAAGAUGAGUCCGGAAAAAUAUGGCGGUUCCGUUACUCUUAUUGGAAUAGUAGUCAGAGCUAUGUGCUGACCAAAGGGUGGAGCCGGUUUGUUAAAGAGAAGCGGCUUGACGCCGGUGAUGUCGUCGUUUUUGAACGCCACCGCCGUGACGGUGAUAGGUUGUUCAUUGGGUGGAAAAGGAGGUCGGCACCGUCUCCGGCGGACAGUGCGGUGGCGACGGGGAGUGGUGGGGUUGGCGGCGGUGGAGGUUGGACUAGAAUGUUCUGUUCUGCAAAUUCAUAUCCUUCUCAUCAUCAACAUCGUCAUCUUCCCUCACCGCCAUACCAAUCUUCUUCCGAUACUCCUCAUGCAGAGUCCUCUGUUCAGAGUCAAACAGUGUCGAUUGGGAAUUCAAAGAUACUGCGGCUCUUCGGAGUGGACUUGGAGUGCCAAACCGACAUGUCGGAACCCGAACCACCGUCGUUGCUCAAUGUCGGGUCAAGUUUAAGUCUAUCGGGUCGAGAUCCAACCCGCCACACCUUCUACCCACAUUAUUCUUCUCCUCUUCCUCAUCACAUGGAUUUCACUUUCUCACAAGAUGUCAACCAGACGAAAUAUCAAGGAUAGAGAUGGGUGGAUGUGACGUCCCUGUACUGCAAAAAACCCCACUUUUUAUUUAUUUGUUUAAUUAAAUUCCCCACCACUUCACUUGAGAAAAGUCACCCCAUUAAAAGAAGGUGAAAAUACAGAACAAAAAAAAAAGAAGGGAAAUCCCAGAUUUUCUGGCCGACUUCCCAAGGUUAUGGAUGGAGGGUGUAAACAGAGAUGACGGAUAAGGAUGAAAACGAGUGGGGUCCAAGAUGAAAGCAAAUGGGAAACUAGCUAGGGCCGUUGAAGGUCAGGAAUGAGGAAUCUAUUUUGAGUACUGUUGAGAUUCUGAGUGGAGAUUUUUGAGAGAUUAGGCUCAAAAAUAUGAGUAAUGGAAAAAAGGAGGGAGAGGGUAUGGGGCUGUGUGUUAGUGCUUUUUAUUUUGGGUGGGUGAGGAUUUGAUGGAUCGUUGACACUCCCGCCUUCUACUCCUACUACUAUUUUAUAAGUUUUAGCAAAAUCUAACCUUUCUUUCUCACCUCAUUUAUAUAAAAAUUUACUUCUCA